Molecule: messenger RNA, 528 nt
Organism: Onychostruthus taczanowskii (white-rumped snowfinch)
Lineage: Eukaryota; Metazoa; Chordata; Aves; Passeriformes; Passeridae
Product: gametocyte-specific factor 1-like
Exons: 7
Coding region: 1-528 (175 amino acids)
Source: RefSeq, a predicted model, not a curated record
AUGGAGCUAGAGGAGGACUUGGAUGUGUUGGAUCCAGAGAGGUUAAUCCAGUGCCCCUUGGUUAAACACCAUUGGAUCAGAGCACGGCGGUUUCCCUAUCACCUGGUGAAGUGUAAGGAGAGCAACCCUGAAAUUGCAAAGAAAUUGGCCACGUGUCCCUUCAACGCUCGUCAUCUGGUUCCUCAGGCUGAACUCAGCAACCACAUCAUGAACUGCAACGACAAAGCCUUUGUGGAGCAAGAUGUGGUGAGCCGGUCCUGUGAGUCCCCACAGGAGCAGCUGAAUAAUGGGAGCACAUGGCAGGCACCUCCAUGUGCUGAAGACUGGGAAACAGACUUGCUGGAGGGAUCUGAGUCUACUUUUGUGUGGGGUGUGAUCAACUCUACCAUGAACAGCACCAUCAGUGACCAGAACAACUCCUUGCCCUCGCGGAUGCGGCCCCCUGAGACCCUCCCGUACAGCGUGUCUGCAGGCCUAAUUCGGAGUAUUAGUUCCUCCCCAUGGAACUUAGUUUUACCCCAGCAGUAA